Molecule: messenger RNA, 2729 nt
Organism: Microcebus murinus (gray mouse lemur)
Lineage: Eukaryota; Metazoa; Chordata; Mammalia; Primates; Cheirogaleidae
Gene: CDKL1
Product: cyclin dependent kinase like 1
Biological process (GO): protein phosphorylation
Cellular component (GO): nucleus
Molecular function (GO): protein serine/threonine kinase activity; ATP binding
Source: RefSeq, a predicted model, not a curated record
CCGGCCUCGCCGCCGCCCGCGCGGGAAGGCCGGGUGUCUUCUUGCGGAGGGAAGUGACACCCGAAAUUGGAACCGGGGAAGCCGCAGCCUUCCGCGCUGUGCAGCCGGCUCGCGUGUCUUAGAUCGAAUGCACCGUAACGUUAAAGGGCGAUUCUCUUACAACCCUGCUGCUUUGGGAUGGCGGGUUACAUUUGAACUUGCAGGGCAUUUCACAGGCCAUUAAAAUCGGGUUACCAAUGGCAGCUGUCAGGUAGCCUGUUAUCCCUCACCGCGCUGCCGCUGCUGAGGGGAGGAGUCUCCACAGACCUGGGCCCAUUUCCUAGUUUUUUAACAAGUGCUGUUCUCUUCUAGGUCCUUGACAAAGACUCGUCGCAGCGUGGGGCUCCAGUUCAGUCCCUUCGUACCGAUAUUUAAUAAGCGACAUUUUCAAGCUAUGUGAAGAUUCAUAUUAAGAUUUAUUCCUCUGUGAUGGAGAAGUAUGAGAAAAUUAGGAAAAUUGGAGAAGGAUCCUAUGGAGAUGUUUUCAAAUGUAGAAACAGGGACACGGGUCAGAUUGUGGCCAUCAAGAGGUUUCUGGAAUCAGAAGAUGACCCUGUCAUAAAGAAAAUCGCCCGUCGGGAAAUCCGCAUGCUCAAGCAACUCAAGCACCCCAACCUUGUCAACCUCCUGGAAGUCUUCAGGAGGAAGCGGAGGCUUCACCUGGUGUUUGAAUACUGUGACCACACAGUUCUCCAUGAGUUGGACAGAUACCAGAGAGGGGUACCAGAACAUCUCGUGAAGAGCAUAACUUGGCAGACACUGCAAGCUGUAAAUUUUUGCCAUAAACACAAUUGUAUACAUAGAGAUGUGAAGCCAGAAAAUAUUCUCAUCACAAAACAUUCAGUGAUUAAGCUUUGCGACUUUGGAUUUGCUCGGCUUUUGACUGGACCGAGUGACUACUACACCGACUAUGUGGCUACCAGGUGGUACCGCUCUCCAGAGCUGCUGGUGGGUGACGCGCAGUACGGCGCCCCCGUAGAUGUUUGGGCAAUUGGCUGUGUCUUUGCCGAGCUGCUGUCGGGAGCACCACUGUGGCCAGGAAAAUCAGAUGUGGAUCAGCUCUAUCUGAUUAGGAAAACCUUGGGGGAUCUCAUCCCUAGGCACCAGCAAGUAUUUAGUACGAAUCAGUACUUCAGUGGGGUGAAAAUUCCAGAUCCUGAAGAUAUGGAACCACUUGAAUUAAAAUUCCCAAACAUCUCUUAUCCUGCCCUGGGGCUCUUGAAGGGCUGCCUCCACAUGGACCCUGUUGAGAGACUGACAUGUGAACAGCUGUUGCAGCACCCAUAUUUUGACAGCAUCAGAGAAAUAGGGGAUUUGGCAAAAGAACAUGAAAAACCAACAAGGAAGACCCUAAAACAGAGCCAAAAGCACCUGCCUGGGGUAAAAAUGGUGCACUGCCUUACAGAAACAUCCAAGUUGCAGUACCUACCUCAGCUAACUAGCAGCAGCAUCCUUCCAGCGUUGAAUAAUAAGAAGUACUACUGUAAUACCAAGAAACUUAAUUACCAUUUUCCAAACAUUUAAGGAGAUUGAUGAUAAAAAAAAGGAAGCAAUAAUUUGAAGAAAAUAAAACUUAUAUACUUGACUGAAAAUAAUUACAAUGUUGAAAACACACCAGGAGAAAACAUAAGCAAGUCAGGCCACUUGGCAUGGUAUGAAGGGAAAUUCCAGAUCCAGUCUUCCAUGCUUGAUGAUGGUGUCCAGAAAAGAAAGGAAAAACCUGUUUGGAGUUUCACUUGUAUUUUUGUUUAUGUAAGCAGCUGAACUUAGGGACAGAAAAUAAACUCUAUCUACUCCUCAUACCUUUGGCAAAAUUAGAUGAUUUCAAAGAGAUUUACGCUUCAGUGGUACCAUACGCUACAUGUGAAAAAUGGAUUACAAAAUGUCCAUAUUUAUUUCCUUUGGAUCUCUGUUACCUUGAGUCCUAUCUCCCUUUCAGAUUGUUUCAACGUCAUAUUUAAGAAUAGUUUUAGUUCUUGCAAUCAAAAUAUUUAAAAGUCUAUUUUCUGCUUACUUUAUUUCUUGAUUUUUAUAUUUUAAAACAAUUUUUUGGAAUAUUUAAGUUCAAAUAUUUAAAAUCAUAUUAUCAUACUUUGUAAUUUAUAUGCUUAUAUGUUUAAUGAUAUGUUUAUACAUUUUUUUUACAUAUACAUUUGUCUUUACCUUCAGUAAGGAUGUAUCUUAGUCACUUUUGCAGGCAAGAUGUAUUUGCUGUAAUCUGUCAACAUUUGUUCACUCAAUUUCCCUUGCAAACAAUGGCAUGAAGCUUGGCGGCUGACCAAGGUGGUCAAGGCGUAGAACAAGACCUACAGGCUUUGCAGGAACGGAACCUGUUAGCCUGAAAAUAAUUAGUACUUCAUUCCCUCCAGCUCAGCCUCAGACCUGGAGACAGAUCUAGAGCGUAGAAAUUGUAUAUAGUGAUCCGGAUUUUAGAAGAAACUGCUUAUGAGCUUUCACUUGACUCACGAAAGACGUUAGGUUGUAAACUGUUUUCCCGAAACAUUUACACUAUAUGUAUGUAUAUGUGUGUGUAUGUACACAUGCAUAUAUACUUACACACAUGCAUGUAUGUAUAUAUAUAUACUAUCUUUACAACUAAUUAGAAAGUAGUCCAAGCUGGGUGUGGUGGUGCAUGCCUGUAUUCCCAGCUACUCAGGAGCCCAGGAGUUUGAGGCUGUAGAAAGCUAUGA